UUGUCGAUUUGUUGUUUUAGGGGAGGACGAAUCUGUUUGUCGGAUCAUUUCAAACCGUUGUGGGCCCGAAAUGUUCCGAAAUUUGGCAUCGCCCAAGCGUUUUCGCUGGGACUGGGGCCAUGGUUAGCUGUGGAAGUGCCGGAUCUUGUUGCGCGUGGUGUGAUACAGCCGAAAGCUGCUUGA
This is a messenger RNA of Gongylonema pulchrum, 183 nucleotides long. The record is from the annotation of a GenBank genome assembly. NCBI's taxonomy places the organism in Eukaryota, Metazoa, Nematoda, Chromadorea, Rhabditida, Gongylonematidae.